GCGAUUGGCGCUGCCGCGCCUCUUGCCCUUUGCCCCGCCGCUGCUGCGGACGGUGGCCGACAGGCGGAGGGGCUCGGCAUGGAGCAAGGAGAGGCUGGUUCGUCACCGCUGGCCGGGGAGAAAGCAGGGGAGGAGGAGGAUGACUUCGGUUACCGACUCUUCCCGGACCGGAAGAAGCCGCCGCAGAGUUUCUUAGUCCGCAGCUUAUUCACUUUUCACAACAAGUGCCAGCUCAUGCUGAGGAUGACCCUAGAAACAAAUCCAUAUGCUCAGCUUCUUCUUGAGGCUAUGAAGCAGUCUGGCUGCACUGUCUUCAAUGACCGACACUUCUCUUGUGAGAACUGCGAUGGCUGUGUCAGUGGAGGUUUUGAUUCUGCCACAUCUCAAAUUGUUCUGUGUCAGAACAACAUUCGUCAGCAAUCACAUAUGAACCGAGUGGUCACACAUGAAUUGAUUCAUGCUUUUGAUCACUGCCGUGCACAUGUGGACUGGUUUCAAAAUGUCAAACACUUAGCAUGUUCAGAAAUUCGAGCUGCUAAUCUCAGUGGAGACUGUACACUGAUGAAUGAAAUAGCCAGGUUUAAAUUUGGAUUAAAAGGACAUCAUCAGACUUGUGUACGAGACAGAGCAAUUCGUUCCAUUUUGGCUGUUAGAAAAGUUAGCAAAGAAACGGCAGAAAAAGCUGUGGAUGAAGUUUUUGAUGCCUGCUUCAAUGAUCUGGAACCUUUUGGAAGAAUUCCACACAGCAGAACAGAUGCAAAACGUGCUUAUAGAGACUUUCAGAACAGAGAUCGCUAUAAUGCUAAUUUGUAAAAGGAAAAAAAAUGACAAAUUAUGUUAAUAUCUAAUUGUUCUGUAACAUCUGGAGUUACAGACUAUGCACACAGUGCUGGUGGAAUGAGCAGUUCUGUCAAAUGUAUCCAUACAUUUUGUAAACUCCUUGUGGGAGUCAGCUUCUAUGGAAGUAAACAAAGUAAAUGGAAAAGGCUUAAAAACUCUGUUUCAUCACCUGUUUUUCCUUCAAGAUAGAUUAUUUAGUACACCAGCUCACUCAUGUGAUCUGCAUGUUUCAAUGCACGUUUAAUUCUUCUCAAUCUGACUAGGGCUUGAUUUCUAAAAAGUUUGUUGUUACUGAGUCUUUUUUAUGUAAAAGUCUUCAUGUUUCCACCAACUUCGAUAUGUAGUAGUAAAUGUGCUGGUCUUCAUCACUGCUUUUUAAAAGAUGGGUAACUGAACUACAGCUCUUGGAUCUAAAUUUAAUAACUAUGGCUAAAUGCAACACUUAGUAAACUGCCAGAUUUGUGUUUAAGAACCUCUUGAAUUUCUGUCUCAUCUAAUGUUAAUUUUACAGGUACGUAAAGCCCUUUGGCUUUUUAGGAAUUUGGCCAAUGAUUCUCCUUACCAGAUCAGACCUACAAGCUAGAUAAGCAUUACUGAGUCUGUCCACCAGACUGAACAUUGCUCAAAAUGUUGGAGUAACUUAUGGUCUUCCUGUACUUCUUAGAUGGAUAGGUCCAUAUGAGAAAAGCAAGAAACUAGCUCCAUCCCAAGUGUGAGAGAAGCUGUCUUGUUCCUCCAUUAUUUUCAAAUACAAGAUGUAAUUGUUUUCAUGGCUGCAUGAGAAUCCCAUUUUCUUCUGCUUCUCAAAAUUGAAGGUGCUAUUCAACCAGAGAUAUGGUUCACUACCAUAAAUGAGAUGUGGGUCCCCAGUGAUGGUUUUGUGGGCAUAGCUGUUUGUACCAUUUAGUGGAUCCAGACUCAAGUGCAAAAUUUAGUUCCACAAAAGAUGAAAUGGUACCCUGAUUGUUACUGCUUCAUCUGAAAUGCAAAAACACUUUAGAUGGGCUUUCAGCUCUUUAUAAUGUCAUGGUCUGAGCAGUGAAGAUGAUGUCAGUUUUCCUGUGCAAAUUUGUUCACAGUUAUGGAAGCAUAGAGUUGCUGAGCCUGGAAGGGACCCUAGAGACAAUGUUAUUUCAACCACUCUGCACAGAGCAGUGUCAAAUAAAGCAUGUUUCUGAACAGUA
Pogoniulus pusillus (Red-fronted tinkerbird) is the source of this 2024-nucleotide messenger RNA. RefSeq names its product ATP23 metallopeptidase and ATP synthase assembly factor homolog (gene ATP23). Bases 79 to 813 code for a protein of 244 amino acids. The transcript is spliced from 6 exons. Gene Ontology annotation, biological process: mitochondrial proton-transporting ATP synthase complex assembly; mitochondrial protein processing. NCBI's taxonomy places the organism in Eukaryota, Metazoa, Chordata, Aves, Piciformes, Lybiidae. Gene Ontology annotation, molecular function: metalloendopeptidase activity. The record is from RefSeq and is a predicted model, not a curated record.